Messenger RNA from Pteropus alecto (black flying fox), 4206 nucleotides. It is a transcript of the gene ADGRF5, whose product is annotated as adhesion G protein-coupled receptor F5. Gene Ontology annotation, molecular function: G protein-coupled receptor activity. Bases 1 to 4029 code for a protein of 1342 amino acids. The record is from RefSeq and is a predicted model, not a curated record. Gene Ontology annotation, biological process: G protein-coupled receptor signaling pathway; cell surface receptor signaling pathway. Lineage: Eukaryota; Metazoa; Chordata; Mammalia; Chiroptera; Pteropodidae. Gene Ontology annotation, cellular component: membrane. The transcript is spliced from 20 exons.
AUGAAAUCCCCUAGGAGAACCAUGAUGUCAUUUGUGAUCAUUGUGAUUUAUUCUUCCCAAGUUACACUGAGCUUGAAUUUAGAGUCUAUUGUUCAUCCUUUGAUUCUCCACGAUCAUGAACUAGCAGGGGAAGAGCCACUAAGGCAAAAAAGAGCAGUUGUCACGAGUAGUCCUGCAGCUAAAGAAUACACUGUUGAUAUUGAGAUCAGUUUUGAAAAUGCCUCCUUCCUGGAGCCUGUCAAAACUUACUUGAAUAGCCUCACUUUUCCAAUUCGAGUCAAUGACAGUGACCAAGCUACUAACAUUUUGAGCAUGGAGGUGACAACAGUCUGCAGACCUACUGGAAAUGAAAUCUGGUGCUCCUGUGAGACAGGCUAUAGGUGGCCUCAGGAACAGUGCCUCCACAAUCUCACUUGUCAAGAGCAUGACAACUCCCCUGCAGGGAAUCACUGCAGUUGCCUUAAAGGACUGCCUCCCAAAGGACCUUUUUGCCAGCUCCAGGGAGCUGUUACCCUGAGAAUGUUGGUCAGACUCAAUGUGGGCUUUCAAGAAGAUCUCAGGAACACUUCCUCUGCCCUCUACAGGUCCUACAAGACUGACUUGGAAAGAGCAUUCCGGAAAGGUUACAGUAUUUUACCGGGCUUCGAAUCUGUGACUGUGACAGGGUUCAGGCCCGGAAGUGUGUUUGUGAGAUAUGAAAUCAAGACUACAACACCAUCACCUGAAUUAAUGCGCAAGGCGAAUGAGCAAGUGAUGCAUAACCUUAAUCAGACCUACAGAAUGGACUACAAUUCCUUUCAAGUAAUUCCUAGUAAUGAAACUAAGUUCUCUAUCAUACCAGAAAUCAUCUUUGAAGGGGAUACAGUAACUCUGAUGUGUGAAAGUGAAGUUUUGUCCCCCAACAUGUCCUGGCACCAUGUCCCAAGGCACUCUGACAUCCAGAACAGCAGCAGAUUCUCGAUUUACAGCUCUGUGUUCAACAAUGUGACCUCGGUAUCACACCUCAUUAUUUAUAACAUCACUCAAGAGGACGCAGGUGAAUAUAGUUGCAAACUGACAUUAGAUAUUUUUGAAUAUGAGUCAAGAAAAAGAAUUAAUGUUACACCCAUCCGAAUUUUGGCAAAUGAAGAAAUGAAGGUGACGUGUGAUAACAAUCCUGUAUCUUUGAACUGCUGCAGUGAGAUUAGCGUUAACUGGAGUAAAAUAGAAUGGAAGCAGGAGGGGAAGAUAAACAUUCCAGGAAACUCUGAAACAGACUUAGAUUCCAGCUGCAGUAAUUACAUUCUCAAGGCCGACGGAACUCAGUGUCUAAGUGGAACAACAGUCAUCUAUACUUGUGAGUUCAUCAGUGCCCAUGGAGCCCGAGGAACUAAGAACAUAGAAGUGACAUUUACGUCUGUGGCCAACAUAACAAUAACCCCGGACCCAAUUUCUGUUUCUGAGGGACAAAACUUUUCUAUAAAGUGCACCAGUGAUAUGAGUAACUAUGAUGAGGUGUAUUGGAACACUUCUGCGGGAAUUAAAAUAUACCAAAGGUUUUUUACCACGAGGAAGUAUCCUGAUGGAGCGGAGUCAGUGCUGACGGUGACGACCUCGACGAGGGAAUGGAAUGGAACCUAUUACUGCAUAUUUAGAUAUAAAAAUGCAUACAGUGUCGCGACCAAAGAUAUCACUGUUCACCCACUGCCUCUAGAGCUGGACAUCAUGGUUGACCCUUUGGAAGCUGCAAUUUCAUGCAAAGAUUCCCAUUACUUCAAAUGCUGCAUCGAGGAGGAUGAACACUACAAAGUAACUUUCCAAGCCGAUUCCGUUUUCUUUCCUCCUGAAAAAGAAGUUAAUGGAAAGCAAGUGUGCUACGUAUUGAAUUUCACGGCAAACUCAGUUUCCUGGUGUCCAAAAAAUGUUGAUGUGUUUUGUCACUUUACCAAUGCUGCUAAUAAUUCAGUCCGGAGUCUACCUAUGAAGCUUAAUCUGGUUCCUGGAGAGAACAUCACAUGCCAAGACCCCAUAAUAGGUGUUGGGGAGCCUGGGAGAGUCAUCCAGAAGUUAUGCCAGUUUUCAAACCUUCCCAGCAGCCCUGGAGGGCCCGUUGGUGGAAUCAUUACUUACAAAUGUGUAGGGUCUCAAUGGAAGGUGAAGAGAAAUGACUGCAUCUCUGCCCCAAUAAAUAGUCUGCUCCAGCUGGCCAAGGCUUUGAUCAAGAGCCCCUCUCAGGACAGGAAGCUGCCUUCAUACCUAAGAGGUCUUUCUAUUAGCAAAGACAAGGUGGCACAUGAAGUCGGCUCAUCUCCUGGCAGCCUGGGAGCCAUUAUUAACAUCCUUGAUUUGCUCUCAACAGUUCCAAUCCGAGUGAAUUCAGAAAUGAUGACGCACAUCCUGUCUAUAGUUAAUGUCAUCCUCGACAAGCCCAUCUUGAGUACCUGGAAGAUGUUACUACAGCAACAGACCAAUUACAGCUCACAGCUACUGGAUUCAGUGGAAAGAUUUUCCCAAGCAUUAUGGUCAGAAGAUAGCACUAUUUUGUCCAUCUCCCAAACUAAUGUGCAGAUGAGGAGCAUGAUAAUAAAAUCUGGCCCCCCAAAACCUUACAAACAGGUCUUUGUUUUCUCAGACUCUGACCUCUGGGGCAAUGUGGCCAUUGACAAGUGCCAGAUGGAAAACCUGCAGCCGAAUUCGUCUAUUGUCACCGUGGCUUUCCCAACUCUCAAAACCAUUCUUGCUCCGGAUUUUCAGAGAAAUAAUUUCGCAGACAGCUUAGUGAUGACAACCACUGUCAGGCCCCAAAUAACCACGCCAUUUAGAAUUUCAAUGACUUUUAAGAAUAACAACUCCUUAGGUUGGAAACCACAAUGUGUCUUCUGGAACUUCACCCUCGCCAACCACACAGGGGGGUGGGAUAGCAGUGGGUGCUAUGUGAAAGUCGAUGGGGACAGUGUCUUCUGCAGCUGUGACCACUUAACAUCAUUCUCCGUCCUCAUGUCCCCUGACUCUCCAGACCCUGAUUCUCUCCUGAAAAUACUACUGGAUAUCAUUUCCUACAUUGGGUUGUGCUUUUCCAUUUUGAGCUUAGCGGCCUGUCUAGUUGUGGAAGCUGUGGUUUGGAAGUCAGUGACCAAGAAUCGGACUUCCUACAUGCGUCACAUCUGCAUAGUGAACAUUGCUGCCUCCCUUCUGAUUGCUGACAUCUGGUUCAUUGUGGCCUCCACCAUCCGCGACCAUUACUACCUACUCAACGAGACUGCCUGUGUGGCAGCCACCUUCUUCAUACACUUCUUCUACCUCAGCGUCUUUUUCUGGAUGCUGACUCUGGGACUCAUGCUCUUUUACCGCCUGGUUUUCAUCCUGCAUGAUGUAAGCAAGUCCAUUCAGAAGGCUAUUGCAUUUUCUCUUGGCUAUGGCUGUCCUCUUGUCAUCUCGGUCAUCACGGUGGGGGCCACCCAGCCCCAGGAAGUCUACAUAAGGAAGAACGCCUGUUGGCUCAACUGGGAUGAUACCAAGGCCCUGCUGGCCUUUGUCAUCCCAGCACUGAUCAUCGUGGUGGUGAAUGUGACCAUCACGGUUGUGGUCAUCACCAAGAUCCUAAGACCUUCCAUUGGCGACAAGCCUAACAAGCAGGAGAAGAGCAGCCUGUUUCAGAUCACCAAGAGCAUUGGGGUCCUCACGCCACUCUUGGGGCUUACCUGGGGUUUUGGUCUUGCCACUGUGUUCCAAGGAAGCAAUGCUGUGUUCCAUAUUGCAUUCACCCUCCUCAAUGCCUUCCAGGGAUUAUUCAUUUUACUCUUUGGAUGCCUCUGGGAUCAGAAGGUACAGGAAGCAUUGCUGAAAAAGUUUUCACUGUCGAGAUGGUCUUCACAGCACUCAAAGUCAACAUCCCUCGGUUCUUCUACGCCUGUAUUUUCUAUGAGUUCUCCAAUAUCAAGAAGAUUUAACAAUUUGUUUGGUAAAACAGGAACGUACAACGUUUCUACCCCGGAAACAACCAGUUCAUCCCUGGAAAACACAUCCAGUGCUUAUUCGUUGCUCAACUAAGAACAGGCAAAUCCAACUCAUGUGACCUCUCGGGGAACAGUGGAUGUACUCUGAAAAAGAGAUCUUUUCAAAGCCCUGGGUAAAAUAUUUUCUCCACAGGCUUCUGGGAGCAAAUGCUGAAGAAACUGUUUCAUUAGGGAAGAGGCUUUCUCUUGUAAAGACAGACUAAAAAUAAUU